AUGGCCAUCUCACCAUCGGACAACGCGGCACAGGCCCAUGAUGUCGCCGAUUCCUACGGCAACACGGUCGAUGCGCCGACGUACGACGACGCGACAGCCGAACCCGAAGUCACGGGCGUCUUCAAGCACAUCGCCAAGGUCAUCCCCUACUUUCGCAACCCGCGCCAUGUGCUUGUCUUCAAGCUCGAUGUCUUCCUGCUCGCCUGGAUGUUCCUCGCCGGUAUCAUGAAGGAGAUGGACCAGAGCGCGACGACGCAGGCCUACGUCUCGGGUAUGCGCGAGUCGCUGUCGCUCUACGGCAACGAGCUCGUUCUCUUCAACACCUUUUUCAGCAUCGGCUAUGCCAUUGGCCUCGUGCCGGGCCAGCUCAUCCAGACACGCUUGCGGCCGUCGCUCUUUCUGCCCUUCUGCGAGAUGGCCUGGGGCUUCUUUGUGCUCUUCACCUACAAGGCCAAAAGCGCCGAGACGGUCUACGCGCUGCGUUUCUUCCUCGGUCUGCUGUCGGCCGCCUUCUGGCCCUCGGUCGUCGCCCUCAUCUUCAACUGGUACACGCCGCGCGAGCUCGCCGUGCGCCUGGCCGUCUUCACCGUCUCGGACGUCGCAGGCGCCAUCCCGGCCAUCACGCGCGCCCUCUGGCUCUCGCCCGCCGAGCGCGUCCUCGCCCGCGACCGCAUGGCCUCAUUCGGCGCCAAGACGUCCUCGAUGCUGCGCCCGGCGGCCCUGCGCCGCAAGCUCCGCCAGAUCGUCGUCCACCCCGUCACCUACUUCUUCCUCUUCGCCUUUGCCCUCAACGCCUGGGCGCACCGCGCCAACGCCUACUUUGUCCUGUACCUCGAGUCGCUGACCAACGCCGACGGAUCGUCACGACCGUCGGCCUCAACGCCCUCUCCGACUGGAAGCACUGGCGCUGGCAGGUCAGCAUCGGCAGCGCCGCCCUUCCACGGCCUCUUCCUCGCCGUGCUCUGCGCCUGGCCGCCCGACGACCGCGUCGUCCUGAGCUUCUACUUCCUCACCUACGCCACCAACGCCGGCUCCUCCUCGCUCAUGGCCUGGUUCGCCGAGAUCCUGCGCCGCGAGCCCGAGGCCCGCGCCAUCAUCGUCGCCGCCACCGUCACCAUUGUCUACGUCGGCCACGCCACCAUUCCGCUGCGCGCCUGGCGCGUCGCCGACGCGCCCCGCUACCCCGUCGGCUUCCCCCUCGUCACCGCCUUUACGGGCCUCACCGUCCUCGUGCAGCUCGGCCUGCUGUUCUGGGAGAGGCGCCACCCCGAGAUUGUCGAGUACGGCUACGAAAAGGGGCCUGCGGGGAGCGUGGCCGGGUCGGAUGAGGAGGGUGGGCGUGUCGAUGGCAAGCUGUCGCCCGAGGUCGUCUCAGAGGCUGCCAGAUUAGUUCUACUAUGUAAACGUUUUUCCUUACUUGUUCAGAUAGUGAGCUCGCUCAGCCUACCUAAGACCCAGAUUCCGUGGUGUUACGUUGGUGGAAUUACCCUGGGUUCUACAUAG
Messenger RNA from Verticillium dahliae VdLs.17, 1503 nucleotides. Its product is annotated as pantothenate transporter FEN2. Gene Ontology annotation, molecular function: transmembrane transporter activity. The coding region runs from base 1 to 1503 and encodes 500 amino acids. Gene Ontology annotation, cellular component: membrane. The record is from RefSeq and is a predicted model, not a curated record. NCBI's taxonomy places the organism in Eukaryota, Fungi, Ascomycota, Sordariomycetes, Glomerellales, Plectosphaerellaceae. The transcript is spliced from 5 exons. Gene Ontology annotation, biological process: transmembrane transport.